Messenger RNA from Staurois parvus, 362 nucleotides. NCBI's taxonomy places the organism in Eukaryota, Metazoa, Chordata, Amphibia, Anura, Ranidae. The record is from the annotation of a GenBank genome assembly.
UGAGUGGAGGCCAGUGGAGGGAUUGGCAGGGAGGGAUGGAGGACACUGAGUGAAGGCCAGCUGGAGGGAUUGGCAGAGAGGGAUGGAGGACAUUGAGUGGAGGCCAGUGGAGGGAUUGGCAGAGAGGGAUGGAGGACACUGAGUGGAGGCCAGUGGAGGGAUUGGCAGAGAGGGAUGGAGGACAUGGAGUGAAGGCCAGCUGGAGGGAUUGGCAGAGAGGGAUGGAGGACACUGAGUGGAGGCCAGUGGAGGGAUUGGCAGAGAGGGAUGGAGGACACUGAGUGGAGGCCAGUGGAGGGAUUGGCAGAGAGGGAUGGAGGACACUGAGUGGUUAGGAAGGUGGAUGAGUCUGGCAGCAGCAU